AUGGAUUCCAAGAGAUGUUCAGCCCUUGCUCUCUUCCUCUCUAUCAACCUUCUCUUUUGUGUCCUUGCCAAUGGCUGCUACACUUGCUCUUGGCAGCCUCAUCAGCCAAUCACAGCCCCUAAAACAAACCCUAUCCCCAGCGUAGCGACGAAGAGCUGCCCAAGAGAUGCCCUAAAGUUGGGGGUUUGUGCCAAUUUGCUUAAAGGGGCAGUUGGAGCAAUAAUCGGGAACCCGCCAGAUACCCCUUGCUGUGCUUUGCUUGAAGGGCUUCUUGACCUUGAAGUUGCUGUGUGCCUUUGCACUGCCAUUAAAGCCAAUAUCCUUGGUAUCAACCUUAAUAUCCCCAUUGCUUUGAGCUUGGUCAUUGAUGGUUGCGCAAAGACAUUCCCCCCUGGCUUCCAAUGCGCAUAA
This is a messenger RNA of Prunus armeniaca (apricot), 411 nucleotides long. The record is from the annotation of a GenBank genome assembly. NCBI's taxonomy places the organism in Eukaryota, Viridiplantae, Streptophyta, Magnoliopsida, Rosales, Rosaceae.